AUGGCUAAGUCUAAGAACCACACGGCUCACAACCAAACCAGAAAGGCCCACAGAAAUGGUAUCAAGAAGCCUAAGACUCACAAGUAUCCUUCUUUGAAGGGUGUUGACCCAAAGUUCAGAAGAAACCACAAGCACGCUUUGCACGGUACUGCCAAGGCCUUGGCUGCCCAACGUGCCGAAAAGAAAUAA
Messenger RNA from Lachancea fermentati, 189 nucleotides. The record is from the annotation of a GenBank genome assembly. NCBI's taxonomy places the organism in Eukaryota, Fungi, Ascomycota, Saccharomycetes, Saccharomycetales, Saccharomycetaceae.